CUCCAACAAUAGCACUAAAAUGGCUCCAUUCCCUUAAAACCGGUGCGUUCCAUGUAUAAUAACAUCAUCCAUGAACCUGAGACUUGUGUCUUGCUAAGAACCACAAUCAGUGCAUGUCUGAGACAGUGGUUGGGCUCUAUGUACAGUAUCUUCAACUUGCUCACACUUCUUGUUGUUGGGUGUGAAUGGGGUUUUCGAUUAAUUCAUGACUUCGUGCAACCAUUCUGUAUCAAAAAGGUGAUGUUGAUGUUCUCUAGCAAUAGAUACCCUCACACAUGGAGCUACAGACCACUGCGAACAACCUCGACAGGAGCAUUAUUCAGAAUAAUAGAAGGUUGCAUCCAAGCGGUUAAAUGUCGGUGCCAAAAGGCCCGACAAUCGGCAUAGCGCAUGGGGUAAAGAAGAUUUCCACGUUACGGGGAAAGCCCUAUCAUCUCCCCCAGCCCAACAUCGGACA
Aspergillus glaucus CBS 516.65 is the source of this 457-nucleotide messenger RNA. RefSeq lists its product as uncharacterized. NCBI's taxonomy places the organism in Eukaryota, Fungi, Ascomycota, Eurotiomycetes, Eurotiales, Aspergillaceae. The record is from RefSeq and is a predicted model, not a curated record. The coding region runs from base 52 to 387 and encodes 111 amino acids. The transcript has a single exon.